Molecule: messenger RNA, 1314 nt
Organism: Olea europaea var. sylvestris
Lineage: Eukaryota; Viridiplantae; Streptophyta; Magnoliopsida; Lamiales; Oleaceae
Product: protein POLLENLESS 3-like
Exons: 3
Coding region: 171-734 (187 amino acids)
Molecular function (GO): protein binding
Source: RefSeq, a predicted model, not a curated record
UGUAACUCUGAAGAACCACUGUGAAUAUGUGUGUUCGUUUGUGUAAUUUUUUAUGAUUUUGUUUGUUUAUUGCUAGAAUUUGGCUCAAUCCCUAACAUUUUACUUAAAUGAUCAUUGGCACAUUGGGAUAUUGAAUUGUCCAAAAACUUUCAGCAGCACUUUCCCUGUUCAUGCAACUAUCUGGGAGGAUCAAGGAAGAGAUUGAAAUAUUUCAGCUAAAACUGAAGCAGUUGGAAGAAGGGAUUGCUUUUGGUGGGAAGAAGACAAAGAUUGCUAGAUAUAAACGGAAGAAGAUUCAAAUUACAAUUGAAAAAGACUUGUUAGGGAAUUUGGCCUGGGCAUACAUGCAGCAGGGAGAUUUCAAAUCCGCAGAAGAGCAUAAGCAUUACAGAAGAGGACUCUCUUUUAAGCCAGAUAAGAAUAAACAGUGCAAUCUGUCUGUAUGCUUGAUGCACACGAACAAGUUGACAGCAGAUAAAUUUCUGCUUCAAAAUGUAAGAGUUCCAUCUGAAAAUGAGCAUGUGGAUGAAUCAUAUGCUAAAUCCUUUGAGCGUGCCACUAAAAUGCUAACUGAGUUGGAGUCUCAGCAUGUUUUUAAGGCUACAGAAAGGGGAAAAGAUUCUGAGAAUCUGAUUGUAGAAGAAAACACCAUCUGUUUGGUAUGGGACGAGGGGACGCAGAUUCUGCAUGCAAAAUGGAACAAGAAUCACCCUUUGGAGCUGGAAGAAUUUUGAAAGUUUCAUUUACACAGCGAAGAAGAUGGUCAUAGCCAUUUGAUGGUGAUCACAGCAGCGGAUGGUCAGCCGAGGAUGCAGAUUCUGCAAGCAAAAUGGCAGAUGAUUCACUGUUUGGUGCUGGAAGGAUGCUGAAAGUUCCAUUCAGACGACCAAGAUGUUUAUUUUCAUUCACUAGUGGAGAUCAAAAAAGAGGAAAUGCAGGAGGAGAUUUUUGUUGAAAAUUGUCCUUUGAGCAAUCUAUUAAUGGAGAAAAUAAUCAAUUUGUAGCAAACCAGAAUCCUGAAUCCAAUAUUCCAGAAGUGAUGCCCCAAAUUUUAGAAAAGCAUUUAGCAUAUGUUGAUGGAGACUGGACAAAGAGGCCACUGGGUAAUCUUUCUAGAGUUGACAGUGAAGAAAGAUGGAACUUUAUGGCAUAUGAUGGCCAGAAGAAAGCUUCUAUGGAGGAAUACAAAUUGUUUUCAGAAUUACACUUUUCUGGUGAUCGUACAAACUCUAGAGAAACUUCUGGAUUUUCAAUUUCAUUAACACUUGUAGCUUGGAACCUAAAGCAGCUAAAGAAAAUUCGGAAAAUCUAGAA